This is a messenger RNA of Paramuricea clavata, 5012 nucleotides long. The record is from the annotation of a GenBank genome assembly. NCBI's taxonomy places the organism in Eukaryota, Metazoa, Cnidaria, Anthozoa, Malacalcyonacea, Plexauridae.
GGCGGUUAGGGUUUGGGAUCGGUAUAAAAUCUAAAGUGCUUUAAAAAAGUUUUAAUAAUCUGUUUUAUCACUUUUAUGACUUUUACCUGUUUGAAUAUUGAGUUGCGAACACAACCGCUGAUAAUGCUAUUUGUGAUCGCGAGCACUGACAAAGAACGCCCGGGAUGUAGUAAAAUCCGAACAAAUUUCGGCGGCCAUAUUUCUUUUUUUCCACUUUGAAUACAGAAUAUUCCAUUUUCAUCACACAAAAUAAAAAAAUAAUAAUUAUAAAACAAUUAAAAACAGUUAAUUUAUUUUUUUUAUUUAAAUCUUCGUCUGAAAUUUGUUCAAAUCGCUUCAUAAUGGCCACCGCCAAAACAUCGAUCUCGAACGCACCUCCUAAACAUACGUCAGCAGGUGGGUUCGAGAUUUUAUCCCAUACCUGUGUUAAAAGCGGCUUUCUGAUUGGUUUAGAGCAGGUGAGCUUGUCGUCGAUCGCGAGCUCACCUGCUUUUUGCCGAACUCACCUGCUUUUCGCCCGAACUCACCCGCUAAACUGCUUACGUUGCAAUAACAAUAACAAAUAUGGCGGACAAGAUUUAGCCGAUAAACCUAAACUUUAAAGAACUUUUUUCGGUGACUAACAUACUGAGACUGAAGAAAAACCGAAGAAAAAAUGCAGUAAAGGUAAUGUAGACGUAGAUAAAGAAGUAUUUUCUUGCCCAGUGAUUUUUUUGGCCGGGAAAAUGUUCACAAAACAUCGACGAAUAUAUCGCGAAGAGCUACAAAUGUGUGUAUGGCUCGGUGUAUGGGAUAAAAACCAAACGUACUUGCAGGUUCGGGGAGUCCGGGAUUGGACGCACCUCGGGUGGCUGGAAGUUUCCCGAACUCACCUCGCUUCGCUCGGUAAGUUCGGGAAACUUCCAGCCACCCUCGGUGCGUCAAAUCCCGGACUCACCUCCCUGCAAGUACGUUUGUUAUAUUAUCCCAUACUCUGUUAAAAGCGGCUUUCUGAUUGGUUUAGAGCAGGUGAGCUUGUCGUCAAGCUCACCUGCUUUUUGCCGAACUCACCUGCUUUUCGCCCGAGUAUGGCACGCCGAUUGUUGCAAUAUUCAAUGUAAUAUAUUUGUUCAAUUUAAUCGCAAUAUUCAUUCAAUUUAAUUGUCAUAUUUUCAUUCAAUUUAAUAUUUUUAUAUUUAUUCAAUUUAAUAUUAAAAUAUUCAUUCAAUUUAAUUGUCAUAUUUUCAUUCAAUUUAAUAUUUUUUAUAUUUAUUCAAUUUAAUAUUAAAAUAUUCAUUCAAUUUAAUUGUCAUAUUUUCAUUCAAUUUAAUAUUUUUUAUAUUUAUUCAAUUUAAUAUUAAAAUAUUCAUUCAAUUUAAUUGUCAUAUUUUCAUUCAAUUUAAUAUUUUUUAUAUUUAUUCAAUUUAAUAUUAAAAUAUUCAUUCAAUUUAAUUGUCAUAUUUUCAUUCAAUUUAAUAUUUUUUAUAUAUUAAAAUAUUCAUUCAAUUUAAUUGUCAUAUUUUCAUUCAAUUUAAUAUUAAAAUAUUCAUUCAAUUUAAUAUUAAAAUAUUCAUUCAAUUUAAUUGUCAUAUUUUCAUUCAAUUUAAUAUUAAAAUAUUCAUUCAAUUUAAUAUUAAAAUAUUCAUUCAAUUUAAUAUUAAAAUAUUCAUUCAAUUUAAUUGUCAUAUUUUCAUUCAAUUUAAUUUUUUUAUAUUUAUUCAAUUUAAUAUUAAAAUAUUCAUUCAAUUUAAUUGUCAUAUUUUCAUUCAAUUUAAUAUUAAAAUAUUCAUUCAAUUUAAUAUUAAAAUAUUCAUUCAAUUUAAUAUUAAAAUAUUCAUUCAAUUUAAUUGUCAUAUUUUCAUUCAAUUUAAUAUUAAAAUAUUCAUUCAAUUUAAUAUUAAAAUAUUCAUUCAAUUUAAUAAAUAUUUAUUCAAUUUUAAACUUUAACAUAUUUAUUCAAUUUAAUGUUUGUAUAUGCAUUCAAUUUAAUUUCAAUAUCCAUUCAAUAAAUCCUAAAUUCAUUCAAUCUUUUCUUGCCGUAAGGAACCUGGGUACGAGGUUGACCAUAUAUGUCAAUUUCCCGCGCUUUUGCAUCCCGCCAUGUUUGGUUCGCGUAUGCGAAUGUUUUAGAGCGACAACAGUGUGUUCAAGGUAUUUUAAAACAGAUUUAACGAUGGACAAAAGAAUAUCAGAUGCGGCAGAACUGCUGCGACAGGCUUCGAGUAUGUUACUGUCAGUAGAUCCAGGAACUUCUUCAUCUCCAGCAUUAGUGCGAAGCCCAGAGGCAGAGUCUGAACGUCCGACAGUAAGACCACAGGGAAGAUCAGUAAACGAGACCCUCGCAAGAGCAAGGAGUAUGAUGCAAAGCAGUAGAACCACUGGAGUGUUUAGGCGGCUUAGCAGCAGCGAAAGAUUGAGAGCAACUUCAGGACCAAAGGAAAAGAAAAGCAAAACGGCUUCUUCGACUGGUAGUAAAGAUAAACCUUUCGAAUUUGCCCUGCUUGCUUGUGGAGAUGUCGACAGUGAUGAACCAGAUGACAGCUUGAAGAAGGACAUGAUUCUGGAUCGAGGUAUUGUGAGUCUUAAUGAAAAAGAUAACGAAGCUGCUAUUCGAGAAAAACUUGUUUCAUCGCUUAAAGGCAAGUAUGGCAUGAUUGGUCAAAAUGAUUUUGAAUUUAUAAAAGUAAAUCAGAAAAAAAUCUCGGUUCUACAUUUAAGUAAAGGAACAGAGUAUAAUUACGACGUUGUCAAGAAACUUGUAGGACAAGGGCUUUUGUACGUUAGAAUUAGAAGGGGAUAUGAAUUUGUAAUUGAACAAACUUCAGAUUCUGGAUCAGACUUUGUAAUGACAUAUCCUGCUGCUGAGAAUGAUGCUAAAACUGAAGCACAUCUUUCAGAAGACGAGAACAUGCCCCAGUCAGGACUAGCAGAUGAAUUACCUGUGGCUGCACAGCCACCCAUCUCAGUAGAUCUAUCUCAGCAGCCUGGUUCAAGCACAAAUGUAGAAAGUCCUCACACGUUCUUUGACACGGUUGUAAACGAGUUUCCAUCAAAUAUAACUGAACCAACAGAAAUCCUUAGAUAUCUACAAAUGAAAAUUGUUAGAGGUAGACCAUUGGAGGUAACUGAUCCUUCCACAGACCUUCAAGGAGAAACAAACUUCAUAACUGUAGACAGAGAGAACAUUCUUCAAACUACUUUUGAGGAACUAAAGUCUGUUGAUGAUCCCAGAGUCACAUUCGAGGUCCAGUUUUAUGCGGAACAAGCUGUUGACAGUGGUGGUCCACGUAGAGAGUGGAUGCGACUUUGCAAUCAACAAAUCAAGAUCAAGUAUUUUGAUAAUGGUAUCAAAGAGCAUUUGUCGGAAGAUUACUUCUAUGUUGGACAAAUGAUUAGCAUUGCUCUUCUACAAAAUGGCCAGUUGCCUGUCUACAUCCCUGAAGAUAUUUUGCAGGCCAUAUUUGUGGGGAAAUGUGAGCAGUUGUCUCCUUGCAUCAUGGAGCUAAAGCGUGGUAUGGAUACAUUGGGGAUUCCAGCAUUUGGAAGAAAAUUUCCCCAGUUGUUGUACCUUCUCAGGCCAUCAGCCAUUGCCAAGUUAUCAGUUCGCAGGCUUCUAUUCCUGCUGAAACCAGCAUUUUCUGAGGAAGGGUCCAACGCUCUGUCUCGUGAGAAAGCUGUGUAUACAAAAUUUGUAAAAUACACAAGGGAGGUGUCCAGUGGCCGAAGGGUUGUUACUCUGGAAAACAUUCUAGAAUUUGCCACUGGAGCUAGUGAAGAACCACCCCUUGGUUUUACAAGAUCCCCCAACAUCCAGUUCAUAGAAGUUGACAACAAAGAGUUGACUACAACAGAAAAUGAGGUAAGCAUUUUAUUAUUUGUAUUUUCACCAUUUAGUUGUCAUAUUGUUAUACUAAAUUGCUAUUUUACAAUUAACCAAAUAUUCACCGAAGGCGAGGUGAUUACAAGCCUAUAUUCACUGAGCUGCGAAGUGAAUAUAGUCUUGUGAUCACCAAGCCUGAGGUGACUAAUUGUUUUAGUAUAAAUUCAGUAUUGAAACAUAAUAAUAUAUACAAACGUUUAUAAAUAAGAUUUACUUCACCUUUAAUUUCUUCAAUUCUUUCUUCCAUGAUUUGUUUGCAAACUGUGGAUUUUCGACAGCCAUUUUGUUUUGAAAGCAAUAGUUUACUGCUCAGAGCAGUCUGAGCAGCAAUCAGAAUGCUUGAAAGCCAUUUUUCAAUACUGAAUUUAUACUAAUAACAUUUAGCAUUUCCCAAUCAAGCAGGGUACUGAUUCAAAUUGAUAUUACAAAGCAUCCAUGUAUUGUUGGGAAGGAUGAUCACAGAUCAUUUACAUUGCUGUAUUUUCAAACAUACUGUACCAUAGAGGUAAAAUGCUUUGCAGUCUCAAUUGCACCCAGGAUCCUUUAAUCAAUCUCAAUACAUUACAUUGUUAGUAAAAUAAUCUAAUGUAUUAGAGGCAAAUUCAAGAUUCCCUACUAUAGGAUUCCCUGCUCAAUUGGAAAAAUUCUGAUACCAUAGAGACACAAGGUCAUAUGAAUAUUAUAGGAAGAUUUCUUGGCAGGUACAACAGGCUUGUAUAUGGCAGAGAAGGGCUCAUGAUCUGAUGUUUUUUUCUGUAUUCAACAAACUAAUAUAUCUAAUUAACCAGGAAGAAUAGUUGGGGAUAAUGUGUGGAUUCUACAGUAGGUCUCCAAGGUAGUCCCAAACUUGCAAGUAGAAACAUGGCUUUAAUUAACAGCUUUUGAUCCUAUAUAGACCUUUAACACUCACAUUUGAAUUUAUGGUUUAAAGAAUAUAUGAAUGUUCUUUGCUUUAUAGAGCAACCAAGUGUCAGGAGAAGUACAGCUACUUAAUGAAAAGAAGAAAAUGUGGUAUUUCACACCAACAGCCCAUACAUGUCCAAACACAUUGCAAUUGCCAACAGAAAGCAUGGUUCUUCCUCUUCCCUCUGAAGAAGACCUGUUCCAAUUGUAUGAUAUGGCAUUCAAGAACACUCACUUUGGUAUUAGAUAG